Molecule: messenger RNA, 1296 nt
Organism: Aspergillus brunneoviolaceus CBS 621.78
Lineage: Eukaryota; Fungi; Ascomycota; Eurotiomycetes; Eurotiales; Aspergillaceae
Exons: 4
Coding region: 1-1296 (431 amino acids)
Molecular function (GO): methyltransferase activity
Source: RefSeq, a predicted model, not a curated record
AUGCUCAAUCUGGCCCAGCUCCAAAGCCAAACUCGUGAGCUUUUAGCAGCCCUCAAGCAGCUCACGGAGCAUUGUCCUUCGGCCGUCGCUGGAACGACUGAAGGCAUGAUCCCAGGGCUUUCACCGUGGUCAACGACUGGGGAAUCGGGGGAGGCGACCCGAGCACGAGAGACGGUACUGAAAUGUCUUGCGAAGCUGCAAGUUUCGCUGGCAGGUCCGAUUGAUGUCCUCCAGCACAUGGCGAGCCAGACCCAGCUUCUUGCGUGCUUACAAUGGCUAGGAGAGUUCCAAGUGCCAGCCUGCAUCCCGCUCGACGGCAGUGCCUCCAUCAAAGAUGUCGCGGAGCUCAUUGGCCCGGAACUUGGGCACGUGGCUCACAGUCCGUUGUCGGCUGCUUUCGUGACGAAUCCCUCUUACCUUGACGCCGCGAUGUUCCUGGCUAGAAUCACAACUCCCGCUGCCCUGAACAUGCCCUCAAUCACUCGACAGCGCACAGCCGGCAUGUGUGAACGGGUAAAUCAAGUUGAACAAAACAAUAAUAUUAUCAAUAUGGUUACCUCUUCCACCCUCGACGAGACGGCCCUGCCUCGGCUGGAGCGGCAGUGGUAUGCGUAUCUACGAUUUGGCACCGGAAACCUAUGUGACACGGCCACAGAUAUUAUAUCCUGUUUGAACUCAUUCCAAGGCACCAGCGCGACAGUGGUCGAGGUGGGAGCGCGUUCAUUGGACCGUGCGAUGACGCUUGCUAAUCGAUACCCUACGCUCCGGUUCAUCAUUCAAAUUCACCUGCCCAGCUCUGCGUCUGGUAGCGGCAAAGAUGAGGCCAAGUAUGACCGUACGCGGGCCAUCCGCUCCCAUUCGCAGAUCACAGUGCAGUAUCGCACACCGGGUACGCCCCAGCAGAUUCAAGACGCGGCGGUCUAUAUCAUCAACUUUCCCCUCCCGUUCCCGGGCGUGUCAUCAUGCUCCAUCUCCGCGCAGCUCGAGACGGAGCUGCGAGCACAUUUGCAGGCGUUGCGCUUGAGCCCGGCAGCGACGCUGGUUCUCACAGCACCCGCGCUGCCUGAGCGGGGGGCGAGGGGCACCGAGGUGGCGGUGCUCACUCGUAUUCGCGACCUCUCUUUUUUGCAGCUCGCCAACGAUCGGGAGCCGGAAAUCUCAGAGCUAAUCAAUCUGUUGAACGGGGUGGGUGACAGUGAGGGUCGGUUUGUCGUGGUGAAAAAGGUGAAAUCCACAGCAAAUAACGGCGCCAUUGGUCUAGAGCUCAAGUAUCAGGAGUAUGCAGACCGGCAGUAG